CUGUUCUCUCGCGGUCUCGCCAUCCCAAGAAGAGGCACGCACGGGCACGAGAGGAAGGUGGGGAGAAAGAAAACCACAGCCGCUUCAGGCGGGCGCUCACCCUGCUCCUCCCUCCUCGCCUGGCCUCGCCAUGGCGGCGGCUUCCAGCAGGUGGACCCCGGCGGCCGGGCUCCUGCUGCUGCUCCUCCUCCUCGUCCCGUUCGCCGCCAUCCCGUCCCGCGCCGCCACGCCGGCGGCGUCGUCCACCGCCAUCUUCCAGCUCCAGGGCAACGUCUAUCCCACCGGCCACUACUAUGUCACGAUGAACAUUGGGAACCCGGCGAAGCCCUACUUCCUGGACGUGGACACUGGCAGUGAUCUCACCUGGCUGCAGUGCGACGCACCCUGUCGGAGUUGCAACAAGGUGCCACAUCCCUUAUAUCGACCAACGGCAAACAGCCUUGUGCCAUGUGCAAAUGCACUCUGCACUGCACUUCACAGUGGACAUGGCUCUAAUAACAAAUGUCCUUCACCGAAACAAUGUGACUAUCAGAUAAAGUACACUGAUAGUGCAUCUUCUCAAGGUGUGCUGAUCAACGACAACUUCUCACUGCCCAUGAGAUCCUCCAACAUUCGUCCUGGCCUCACAUUUGGCUGUGGAUAUGACCAGCAAGUGGGGAAAAAUGGAGCUGUGCAGGCAGCGACUGACGGCAUGCUUGGGCUUGGGAGGGGAUCAGUUAGCCUCGUUUCACAGCUCAAGCAGCAAGGGAUCACCAAGAAUGUCCUUGGCCAUUGCCUCAGCACGAAUGGAGGGGGGUUCCUCUUCUUUGGCGAUGAUAUUGUGCCUACAUCACGUGUAACUUGGGUACCGAUGGCGAAGAUAUCUGGGAACUACUACUCACCUGGCUCAGGAACAUUGUACUUCGAUAGACGUUCACUUGGCGUGAAGCCAAUGGAGGUGGUAUUUGACAGUGGUAGCACCUAUACCUAUUUUACUGCUCAGCCAUACCAAGCUGUUGUUUCUGCGCUCAAAAGUGGUCUCAGCAAAUCACUUAAACAGGUGUCAGAUCCCAGUCUGCCUCUGUGCUGGAAAGGUCCGAAAGCAUUCAAAUCUGUGUUUGACGUCAAGAAGGAAUUCAAGUCACUGUUUCUGAGCUUUGCCAGUGCCAAGAAUGCCGUCAUGGAGAUCCCUCCUGAAAACUACCUCAUUGUUACAAAAAAUGGAAAUGUGUGCUUGGGCAUCCUUGAUGGAGCGGCUGCCAAGCUGAAUUUCAACGUAAUUGGAGACAUCACGAUGCAGGAUCAGAUGGUGAUAUAUGACAAUGAGAAGUCACAGCUGGGAUGGGCGCGUGGGGCAUGCACUAGGAGUGCCAAGUCUAUCAUGUCUUCCUUUCCCUGAACUCAGUUCUUUGUACUUCUGAUGACUUUGAGAAAAUCAAUAUAUCAAAAAACUCCUCGGGAUGCAUGAAUUUCCUAACUGAAGAGUGCCAGCUUAUGUUGAACGGAAUAAAGAUUAGUUUGGAUUACUAAAAGGCUAUAGGUUUCUUCAGAGAGAGAGAGGGAGAGAGAGAGAGAGAGAGAGAGAGAGAGAGAGAGAGAGAGAGAGAGAGAGAGAGAGAGAGAGAGAGAGAGAGAGAGUAUAGGAGUGAAGUUUAGAUAGGCAGAUAGGAAGUUACUAACAGUGGCUGUAUGCUCCUCCUGUUCAUAUAGAAGUGGAGUCCGUAAUUUGUAAGGCUCAUCUGAGUUGUUCUCCAUAUGCUAUUAAUGAUACAGGAGAGCUGCUUAUUUCGUUAUUACAAUGCUUUAAGCAUAGGGCUCCAUCUGUGUUUUUUUA
Messenger RNA from Sorghum bicolor (sorghum), 1813 nucleotides. Its product is annotated as aspartic proteinase Asp1. The transcript has 8 exons. Gene Ontology annotation, molecular function: aspartic-type endopeptidase activity. The record is from RefSeq and is a predicted model, not a curated record. Lineage: Eukaryota; Viridiplantae; Streptophyta; Magnoliopsida; Poales; Poaceae. Gene Ontology annotation, biological process: proteolysis. The coding region runs from base 131 to 1378 and encodes 415 amino acids.